Nakaseomyces glabratus is the source of this 1014-nucleotide messenger RNA. It is a transcript of the gene TIR2, whose product is annotated as SRP1/TIP1 family protein. Lineage: Eukaryota; Fungi; Ascomycota; Saccharomycetes; Saccharomycetales; Saccharomycetaceae. Gene Ontology annotation, biological process: fungal-type cell wall organization. Gene Ontology annotation, molecular function: structural constituent of cell wall. Gene Ontology annotation, cellular component: fungal-type vacuole; fungal-type cell wall. The record is from RefSeq and is a predicted model, not a curated record.
AUGAAGUUCUCCACUGUCGCUCCUCUAGCUUUCGCUGCCGCUGUCGCUCAUGCCAGCAACCCAACCCCAAUGCAAUUGGCUGAAUUGAACGCCGUCAUGGAAGACUUGAAGACUAACCUACAGGACUACAUGAACUUGGCCAUGGACCCUAACUCUGGUUUCUCCUUGGCUGACAUGCCUUCCGGUUUGAUCCAAUUGGGUAUGGCCGUCGGUACCGCCACCGAUGACUCCUACACCAGCAUGUACUCCGACGUCGACUUCGCCGGUGUCGACAAGAUGGUCACCAUGGUCCCAUGGUACUCUUCCAGAUUAAAGCCAUUGAUCGACUCCCUAUAUGCCGCUGAAAACCCAGCCCCAUCCACCUCCUCCGCUUCUCAAGCCACCCCAGCUCCAGCUGCUUCCUCCUCCGCCGCCCCAGCCGCCGGCUCUUCCACCCCAGCUCCAGCUCCAGUCUCCUCCGCCGCUCCAUCCUCUUACGCCCCAGCCCCAAUGGUCAACUCCACCAUGCCAAUGGCUAACGGUACCACCACCCAAACCACCACCCACUUGAGCACCAAGACCUCCACCAUCUGCGACGAGGAAUGCCACAAGUCCAUGUCCACCGCUACCGCCUUCAAGAACGUCACCGACACCCAAACCACCACCUACUGCCCAGAGUCCUCUCUAUUCAAGAACGGUACCUCCACCGUCACCAACAUGCACACCACCACCUCCACUGUCUGCGAGACCUGUAUCUCCAAGCCAGCUACUUCUUCCGCUAAGCCAGCUACUUCCGCUAAGCCAGCUUCUUCCGCUAAGCCAGCUGUCUCUUCCGCUAAGCCAGCUGUCACCUCCGCCAAGUCCUCUGCUGGUAAGACCACCGUCACCACUUCCACCAUCAAGGUCUCCUUGACUUCCUCCAAGGCCGCUGCCCCAUCCUCCGUCGUCAUCCAACACCAAACCGUCAACGGUGCCGCUAAGGUCGCUGCCGGUAUGGGUGCCGGUGUCCUAGCUGCCGCUGCUUUGUUGUUGUAA